UGAAACGUCUUAUUCUACAGCUUUGAACAUGGAUCCUCAUUUUACCAAUGAAAUUCAUAACUCUGCACGAAAAUAUUAUCGUCUUGCAUGUCUUCGAGGAAAGUCACUUGAACCGUAUGCAACUCAGAAUGCAAUCUUAACACUCAUUAGUCCAACAAAAGAUAAAGAAGUAAUCAUUCAUUUAUCAAAAGAACAUCAACGUUAUUGUCCAAUUUAUAAAUUUACUAGUGUUGAUGGAUUAUAUGUGGCACAUGUUGGUCAAAUUCAAAAAGAAUUAAUUGGCGUAAAGCGAUUUUAUUCUUUUCUUAGACAUACUGUAAAAUUGGAUUCUAGCGAAAAUCAUUUACCAAACAUAGUGGCAUUGAAAGCGGUGGCUCAUAAAGUUGAAUUGAAUUAUGUUGAUCCAUUAAAGGAAUUUCUUAAUGUUGUUUAUGAUAAAGAAAAUGAAGAAUUUACGGAGAUUUUUGUAGAAAUAGGCAAGUAA
Dentiscutata heterogama is the source of this 484-nucleotide messenger RNA. The record is from the annotation of a GenBank genome assembly. NCBI's taxonomy places the organism in Eukaryota, Fungi, Glomeromycota, Glomeromycetes, Diversisporales, Gigasporaceae.